This is a messenger RNA of Lingula anatina, 1595 nucleotides long. RefSeq lists its product as uncharacterized. Lineage: Eukaryota; Metazoa; Brachiopoda; Lingulata; Lingulida; Lingulidae. Gene Ontology annotation, molecular function: oxidoreductase activity. The record is from RefSeq and is a predicted model, not a curated record.
UGCUAAGAGCAAAAGUUACCCGUCUGCCCAAGGCCCGCGUCAUCUGCCAGGAGACUUUCAUUGGAGACGCAGCGUGCCCUGAGCUGAAGUUUGAUUUCGUAGGAUUACUUGCGCUGCAGAAUUAAGUCAUCACCAUGCGUCGUGCAGAGAUACAGGUGCCAUCACAACCCUUGGGCUUGGUGGACUUGCCCGUCCCUGAGCCCCCUUCGGAGGGGCUGGUCGUGAAGACUACGUAUGCUGGCGUGUGUCACACUGACGUCCACCUGUGGGAUGAUGAGAUGGGGCUGGGUAACGGGAAGGUCACUCACUUCAGCGACAACCCAAACUACAACUUCCCCAUCGUACCAGGUCAUGAAAUCUCUGGAGUGGUCCAUUCCCUUGGACCAAACCCAGGACCAAACGCUCCGGACAUUAAGGUUGGGGACAAGGUAAUCGUCUUCCCGUGGAUUGGAUGUCGUAAUUGCGGCCUGUGCAAGAACGGAGACCCCCAGCUCUGCCCAGAGGCAUGGAAUUCACUGGGUAUGGGGGCACCUGGUGGCUAUUCCACGUACGUCCCCGUGCCAGAGCGCCAGUACGUGAUCAAGGUGCCCGAGUCAAUGCCAAUGGACACCGCCACCAUGUUGCCAUGUAGCGGUCUGACCACCUUCCACGCCGUGAGCGCUGUCAGAGCCACCGUGGAGAAGAUGGUGGCACUUAAAGGCAGUGCCAGUCUGCUUAUCAUCGGGGCUGGAGGUCUUGGUCUGUGGUGUAUUCAGAUUGCCAAGGCUGUCCUGCCUCCGCAAACCAGAGUGAUCGUCGCCGACAUUACGACGGAGAAGUUGGAAACCGCCAAGGCAGCUGGUGCCGAUGAUGUGAUCCUAUGGGACGUUAAAGGCACGGAAGAAGACAUGCUGGCCCUUACUAAGAAAGCAGGAGGGGGUGGUCUGGACGCUGCUAUUGACCUGGUCAACGCCGGCCCUACUACGACCAGGGCACUGAACGCUCUCCACCACGGUGGUAUCCUUGGCAGUGUUGGCCUGUUUGGUGGCUGUCUGAACAUCCCUCUCCCCGUCUUUGCCUUGAAGACGCAGUGUGUUAGAGGGGUGUACGUGGGAAACCCGCAACAACUUAAAGACCUCGUGGCACUGGUUGAUCAGAGAAAGCUGAAACCUCCUCCACUUGUGUUCUACGAGCUGGAUCAGGCGACAGAAGUCCUUGGGCUUUUGAAGAAAGGACAAAUAAAGGGCCGCGCCAUUCUGAAACUCUAGAAACAAGGCCGCACGAUUGUAGCAGUAGAAUAUAAUCAGAAGUAGAACUGUAUAUUCAUAACUAGUUAAACAGGAGAAUAUAAAACGGUUGUUCAUUUUUAACGAGUUAACGUGGAAAUAUGUACGUAUAUUGUACGGGGCCGUAGGAGGAGAAAAAACGUUUGGAAUCAGUUGCCGAAAGCCUUCAUGAUAUUGGUAUAUUUGUACUGCACGUGUGCACCAGAAGGAAAGCAAGAGACAUAAAAGACUGGAAGAAAGAAAAGGUUACCACGUAAUAAAGAUACACCAAAAAUAUUUUUCAAAAAUCUCUGGAAGAGGGGAAGGGAGCCAACCUACCCCCCCCCCCCC